Molecule: messenger RNA, 1187 nt
Organism: Microplitis demolitor
Lineage: Eukaryota; Metazoa; Arthropoda; Insecta; Hymenoptera; Braconidae
Exons: 3
Coding region: 711-1187 (158 amino acids)
Source: RefSeq, a predicted model, not a curated record
UGUAAUCAUAAAAAAUUGUGACAGAAAAUUAAUUUAAAAAAAUUUUAAGUAAAAAUUCGAUUAAAAAAGUGGGAAGGAAAGAACAUGAGAGGGAAAAUCAAACUCUUGUGACCUUGAUCUUAAUCUCAAUAUUACGUUACCGUCCAUCUUACGGCAUCAUAUAAAUUAAAACUAAUUUACUUGAGAAUUCUAUAUAUAUCAUUGAAUAAACCUGAAUUUUUCCGAGUUUUCCUAUGGCAGAAUAAUAUUCUGGUAUGAGGAGAGAAAAGAACACAAGAGGGAAAACUAAAAUUUUGUGAUCUUGAUCUUUAUCUCAAUAUUACGUCACCGCCCAUCUUACGGCAUCAAAUAAAUUACAAGCAAUUAACUUAUUAAUUAAAUAUAUCGUGUUCCUUAUUCGAAAAGUACUUAAAUUUAGUCACUAAAUUCAAAACCAUAAAGGCGGCCAAUUUUUUUUUAAUUUUUAGUUACAAAGCGAUUGACAAUAAAAAAAAAUUACCUUUUUGGCUAUAGAUUGUUUUCUACAACCAAAAGGGCGUAUAAAAAUAUGUCCUUUUGGAAUUACUGACGCGUUAUAUAUAAUUGAAUUAAUCCUUAAUUAAAUUUUUACUUAAUUUUCGCAGCGAUUGGCUAUUGUUUAUAUUUUCUGAUAAAUAAAUAAUUAGUAUUUUAAAAUUUUUGUUAUUUAAAUUCUCAGUUAUUUAAAUAAAAUGUAUAAAAAUUCAAAAAAACCAUGUUACCCCGAGUACUCAACCGGAAAUGGAACAGCGGUAGCUGAAGCGAUUGGUAAUUGGGGAUUUUCAAAUGGCAGAACUAUUGAAGGCGGAAUUAGUCGUUUGAAAAAAAUAUUCAAUGAAAUGGAUAAAUUGAAAACAAAUAAAGCAAACAUGCAGGUAGUCUACAGUAGAAGAAAUGAUCCAGAGGCUUGGCUGUACCCUCCAAGUCCUGCUGAAUGCAAACCGUCUUGGAAUUUUCCGGAAAAGCGACCGCUAAUUACUUUUAAUUCAUCUGUUGAUAUAAUCUAUGUGUCCAGUAUGGCAUCAGUUAAAAAUGAACUUGCAAAUCCCGCUCCUGGACGGGAAUACCGCGCUCAAGGAUCUUCCAAAUGGUUCAAAGUUGAACCCAUGGGUUCUUGUUACCAGCCAAGAUGCUGCGCACCUCAACACUCUUGUACUCGACCUUAUUAA